Molecule: messenger RNA, 3104 nt
Organism: Hypoxylon fragiforme
Lineage: Eukaryota; Fungi; Ascomycota; Sordariomycetes; Xylariales; Hypoxylaceae
Product: glycoside hydrolase family 3 protein
Exons: 5
Coding region: 526-3033 (835 amino acids)
Biological process (GO): glucan catabolic process
Molecular function (GO): beta-glucosidase activity
Source: RefSeq, a predicted model, not a curated record
UGGAGGUAUUCAUAACGACGUUGGUGGAUGACUGAUAACCCCUUUUACUCCUACUUUCUCUGUUGGAAUAUUUUGUCGUGAAUACCCUUUUAAGUAGUCUAUAUUCGAGGAGUCGAAAUUAGAAAUAUGAUUUAGGGCCUGGACAUUGCUGUCUCGACUUUAUCCUAUGGUAGAUCUUCCGGAUUCUGCCGUAAAUGAAAGACUCAAUAGGCAAUCGGACACCCGGUUCAUUGAACCGAUAAUUCCUUCUGAUUGCUUCGGUAUGUUGCACCCCUUGACGGCAAUCUAGAUCUAUGGGAUACAUUUAUGGUAAUUGGCUCCGUUCAUAGAUCUUAAUGACACGACCAGACCACUUCGAUUAGUUGCCUACUAUGUACCUACCUUGUAGAUACCUACCGAUGAACCUAGAAGCUUCAUCUUCGAUCGUACUUGACGCUCGUCCCGAUUUAACUGUGUAUAGCUCGCAAUUAUUGCGGCCAUAGAUUGUAAGACAAACGAGAGAGAGAGUGGGAAGAUAUUAACACCAUGCGAAUUGUAGUAGCAGCAAUCGUCGCUUUAGCCGCGGGUGCGGGCGCCCAGAAGAAGGCUACCUUUGAGCCAUCGUAUCCUUCGCCCUGGGGUACAGGAGGACCCGGGUGGGAUGAGGCAUACGAGAAGGCGCGGGAGUUCGUUAGCAAACUCACGUUGUUGGAGAAAGUCAACUUGACAACGGGAACUGGGAAUCAGGCUGACUUGUGCACGGGAAAUACGGGGUCGGUCCCUAGGCUCGGAUUGAGACAUUUGUGUCUGCAGGAUGGACCUGUGGGGGUGCGGUAUACCGAUCUCAACUCCGUAUUCCCGGCCGGUAUCACCGCAGCGGCGACAUGGUCGCGAUCUCUUCUCCGGCGACGAGGCGAAGCGAUAGGCCAGGAGUUUGCGGGAAAGGGAAUUGACAUCCACCUCGGCCCCGUCGUGGGCCCACUCGGACGAGACCCGGCAGGCGGACGAAACUUCGAGGCCUUCGGGCCAGACCCGUUCCUGAGCGGGGUGGCGGUGGCGGAGACGAUUCUGGGCACGCAGAGCGCGGGCGUCGUCGCCAGCGUCAAGCACUACGUGCUCAACGAGCAGGAGCACUUCCGCGGCAGCAUCAGCAGCAACCUUGACGACAAGACCAUGCACGAGCUGUACCUGUGGCCGUUCGCCGACGCCGUUAGGGCGGGUGUGGGCAGUGUCAUGUGCUCGUACAACCAGGUCAAUGGCAGCUUCGCGUGCGAGAACUCGUAUGUGCUGAAUAAGUUGCUGAAGAACGAGCUGGGGUUUCAGGGGUUUGUGGUCUCCGAUUGGGGCGCCCAGCACAGCAACGUUGCUAGUGCGCUCGCUGGACUGGACAUGACGAUGCCUGGAGAGGGCUUCGGGACCAACAACGCGUACGGGACAUUCUGGGGCGGAGCGCUGACGGAAGCCGUAUUGAGCGGCGCCAUCCCCCAAUGGCGUCUCGACGACAUGGCGAUCCGCAUCAUGGCGGCGUUUUAUAAGGUUGGGCGAGACACGAAGCAGGUCGAUAUCAACUACUCAUCUUGGACGAACCAGACCGAGGACUUCCAAUACUGGGCGGCGAAGAUGGGGAAGACGACGGUGAAUCGGCAUGUGGACGUGCAGGCGGACCACGGCGCGUUGAUUCGCGAGAUCGGUGCGAAGGCGACGGUGUUGCUGAAGAAUAUCGGCGGAGCCCUGCCCCUCACAAAACCUGAGAGCAUCGCGGUUAUCGGUGAGGACGCGCAGGAUAAUCCGGAUGGACCCAAUGGCUGCGUGGACAGAAUCUGCAAUAACGGAACUCUUGCCAUGGGGUGGGGGUCAGCGACAGCGGAGUACCCCUAUUUGAUCGCGCCAGCUACGGCUCUGGAAAAACAGGCGGGGGAGGAUGGCACGGCAUUCACGAAUAUCAAGGGGAACUUUGAUCUGGACGCUGCUAGGGAGGCAGCGGCAAGUGCGUCUGUGGCUAUUGUGUUUGCUAAUGCGAACUCGGGAGAGGGAUACACCACCCUCGAUGGCAACAUGGGAGAUCGAAACAACCUAACCCUCUGGAAAGGGGGUGAUGAGCUAAUUCAGGCGGUGGCUUCGGUCAACCCUAACACCGUCGUGGUUAUACAUAGUGUCGGCCCGGUCCUGAUCGAUCAUUUCAAAACACACCCGAACGUCAGCGCAAUUCUUUGGGCAGGCCUACCUUCUCAGGAGUCGGGCAAUUCGCUAACAGACGUACUAUACGGCAAGGUCAACCCACAGGCCAGAACGCCGUUUACGUGGGGCAAGGAGGCGAAAGACUGGGGGGUGUCGAUCCUCUUCAACUCGACGUCAUCCACGCCGCAGCAGGACUUCGCUGAGGGCGUGUUCAUCGACUACCGGUACUUCGACAGAGAAGAGAUCGAACCGAGCUUCGAGUUCGGCUUCGGACUCAGCUACACCAACUUCACGUACACGAACCUGGUAGCCGAGCUUCGAGACCCAGGCGUGUACACACCGGCCAGCGGGACGACGCCGCCGGCGCCCACGUAUGGCGAGCUGGACAUGGACCCCGCGCAUGCGGUGGCGCCUGAGGGGCUUGACAAGAUUCCGAGGUUCAUAUACCCCUACGUCAACAGCCCCAGCUUCCCGAACUCCACGGAAAAUAUCCCGGCGGGCAGUCACAAUGCGUCCGCGCAGCCGAUCCUGCCGGCGGGUGGGCCGUCAGGAGGUAAUCCGGAUCAGUACGAGAUCUUGUAUGUCAUACACGCGGACAUCACGAAUAGCGGGGACGUGACGGGGGCUGAGAUCCCGCAGCUGUACAUAUCGCGCGGCGGCCCCAACGAACCAAAGGUCGUGCUGCGCGGGUUCGACGAGGUGCCCCUGGAGCCAGGCGAGACGGAGACCGUGGUGUUCAACGUCACGUACCGCGACUUGAGCAACUGGGAUGCCGAGGCUGGGGAUUGGCGGCUCACGGGGUCUCCGAAGAAGGCGUAUGUCGGUGCGAGUUCGAGGGAUUUGCGUUUGUGGGUGGAUCUGCCGCUUCCGAGGUGAAAGGGUUCUUGAGGAUGUGUGGCUGUCUGUUGAAGUUAGGUGGGUAGGGUGGUAAGUAGGUUGUGUGGCGG